This is a messenger RNA of Elgaria multicarinata webbii, 1172 nucleotides long. RefSeq names its product protein phosphatase 1 regulatory subunit 8 (gene PPP1R8). Gene Ontology annotation, molecular function: protein binding; protein serine/threonine phosphatase inhibitor activity; mRNA binding. The transcript is spliced from 7 exons. The coding region runs from base 9 to 1073 and encodes 354 amino acids. Gene Ontology annotation, cellular component: nuclear speck. The record is from RefSeq and is a predicted model, not a curated record. Lineage: Eukaryota; Metazoa; Chordata; Lepidosauria; Squamata; Anguidae.
GUCACAAGAUGGCGGCGAACGCGAACUCUGCCGGUGGUGGCGGGAGCCUCCCGCUCUUUGACUGUCCGAGCUGGGCAGGAAAGCCUCCACCAGGGUUGCACCUGGAUGUAGUCAAAGGAGACAAACUUAUUGAGAAGCUGAUCAUUGAUGAAAAGAAAUACUAUCUCUUUGGGAGAAAUCCAGAUUUAUGUGAUUUUACCAUUGAUCACCAGUCAUGUUCUCGGGUCCAUGCUGCCUUGGUCUACCAUAAACAUCUGAAGAGGGUUUUUCUUAUAGAUCUCAACAGCACACAUGGCACAUUUUUGGGUCACAUUCGUUUGGAGCCACACAAGCCGCAGCAGAUUCCCAUUGACUCUACGGUUUCAUUUGGCGCCUCCACGCGGGCCUACACUCUGCGAGAAAAACCUCAGACAUUGCCCUCUGCGAUAAAAGGAGAUGAGAAAAUGACCGGCGAGGACGAUGAACUCAAGGGAUUGCUUGGCCUGCCAGAAGAGGAGACAGAGUUAGAUAACCUGACAGAAUUCAACACAGCCCACAACAAGAGGAUCUCCACAUUAACCAUAGAAGAAGGAAACUUAGAUAUCCAGAGACCAAAAAGAAAACGAAAGAACUCGAGAGUAACAUUCAGUGAUGAUGACGAGAUCAUCAAUCCAGAGGAUGUGGACCCUUCUGUUGGACGUUUCAGAAACAUGGUACAGACCGCAGUAGUCCCAGUGAAGAAAAAACGAAUGGACAACUCCGGGUCCCUGAGUGCGGAUGAGGCCGCGACGCGGCGCAUGCAGAACUUUCCCUAUAGCGGAGGAUUGUACGGUGGCCUGCCCCCCACUCACAACGAGGCAGGCGCCCAGUCCCAUAACGUUCAUGGCACAGCGCUCAUUGGGGGCCUGCCCAUGCCCUAUCCAAACCUUGCCCCGGAUGUGGACUUGACUCCGGUUGCACCCUCAACGGUGGCCAUGAACCCGGCUCCAAACCCUGCUGUCUUUAAUCCCGAAGUUGUGAACGAGCCCAAGAAAAAGAAGUAUGCGAAAGAAGCUUGGCCAGGCAAGAAGCCCACCCCGUCUCUCUUGAUCUGAGUGGCAGAGCGUGGUCUGUCCUGAGGGAUGGAGCCAACCAGCCAGAGGGGGAAAAACUGUGUAAGCGCAACAGCAGCAGCUUUUCAGACUUGGGCCUAA